Acanthosepion pharaonis is the source of this 609-nucleotide messenger RNA. Lineage: Eukaryota; Metazoa; Mollusca; Cephalopoda; Sepiida; Sepiidae. The record is from the annotation of a GenBank genome assembly.
AUGGUCAUUUCUUUCUUUUCUUUCUUUAUAUCUAUCUAUCUAUCUAUCUAUGAUCAUUUCUUUUUUCUUUUCUUUCUUUCUUUCUUUAUAUCUAUCUAUCUAUCUAUGGUCAUUUCUGUCUUUCUUUCUUUCUUUAUAUCUAUCUAUCUAUCUAUCGUCAUUUCUUUCUUUCUUUUUUUAUUUCUAUCUAUCUAUCUAUCUAUCUAUCUAUCUAUCUAUCUUCUAUCUAUCUAUCUAUCUAUGUUCAUUUCUAUGUUCAUUUGUAUCUAUCUAUCUUUAUCACCCUCUCUAUCUUUCGAUCGAUCUCUCUAUGUUCAUUUCUAUCGAUAUUCAUUUCUAUCUUUCUUUGUAGCUAUUUCAUUCCGUUUCUAUCUAUCUAUCUAUCUAUCUAUCUAUCUAUCUAUCUAUCUAUCUAUCUAUCUCUCAGAACUUUCAUUUCUCCUCGUUAUUUCUUUUUUUUUCUUUUUUUCUUUUUCUCCACAUACGAGAACUGUCUUGUCACUAUUCAACUGUAUAUUAUUCAAAAUAACUGAGGCGCCACUGUGUACUGCUUCCAUAUUUAUUUCUGCUAUUAGCGUUACUCGUGAAACUUUUUCAACACAGUAUUAA